This is a messenger RNA of Apodemus sylvaticus (European woodmouse), 5059 nucleotides long. RefSeq names its product zinc finger and BTB domain containing 43 (gene Zbtb43). The record is from RefSeq and is a predicted model, not a curated record. The transcript has 4 exons. Bases 181 to 1692 code for a protein of 503 amino acids. NCBI's taxonomy places the organism in Eukaryota, Metazoa, Chordata, Mammalia, Rodentia, Muridae. Gene Ontology annotation, biological process: regulation of transcription by RNA polymerase II. Gene Ontology annotation, molecular function: RNA polymerase II cis-regulatory region sequence-specific DNA binding; protein binding; DNA-binding transcription factor activity, RNA polymerase II-specific.
GCGAGAGGCUCGGGCGGAAGUUGUCUCCGAGGUGGCAGCGGAGAAUAAGGCCUUGAUACGGCAACUGGGACGCUCCGGUAGGCUGGAGCUACGGGCGCGGAGCCGUCUGGAGACUGCUCUUUGAUGGCCAUGGCAUAAGGAACAUUAUCCUGGGAACAACACGGCUUUGCUCUUGGGAAGAUGCGAACAAACGUUUAUUCAACCCAGAUAGGGCACCAAGGACAGAGCAAAGUACGAUUCCACCAAAGUCCAACUUGUCGAACCACACUAAACAAGAUUGGUGAUGAAAUGGAGCCUGGAACAAACUCUUUUCAAGUAGAGUUUCCAGAUUUUUCCAGCACCAUUCUGCAGAAACUAAACCAGCAGCGCCAGCAAGGACAGUUAUGUGACGUCUCCAUUGUUGUCCAAGGGCACAUUUUCCAGGCACACAAAGCUGUUCUUGCUGCCAGCUCACCCUACUUUUGUGACCAAGUACUCCUGAAAAACAGUAGGAGAAUUGUUUUGCCUGAUGUGAUGAACCCAAGAGUAUUUGAGAACAUCCUUUUAUUUAGCUACACAGGACGCCUUGUCAUGCCUGCUCCAGAAAUUGUUAGUUACUUAACAGCAGCCAGCUUCCUCCAGAUGUGGCAUGUGGUGGACAAGUGCACCGAGGUUCUGGAGGGAAACCCCACGGUCCUGUGUCAGAAGCUAAACCACGGCAGUGACCACCAGUCUCCCAGUAGCAGUAACUACAAUGGCCUGGUUGAGAGCUUUGAGCUGGGCUCUGGGGGCCACACUGACUUCCCCAAAGCCCAGGAACUGAGGGACGGCGAGAAUGAAGAGGAGAGCACCAAAGACGAGCUGUCUUCUCAGGUCACCGAGCACGAGUACCUGCCCAGUAACUCGUCGACGGAACACGACCGGCUGAGCACUGAGAUGGCCAGCCAGGACGGCGAGGAGGGGACCAAUGACAGUGCCGAGUUCCACUACACCCGGCCUCUGUAUAGCAAGCCGAGCAUCAUGGCUCAUAGGCGCUGGAUCCACGUGAAGCCUGAGCGCCUGGAACAGGCGUGGGAUGGCAUGGAUGUGCAUGCAGCCUACGAUGAGCACCAGGUCACUGAGUCUGUCAAUACCAUGCAGACAGAUCACGCAGCCCAGCCUUCAGGAGCAGAGGAGGAGUUCCAAAUUGUGGAGAAGAAAGUGGAAGUAGAGUUUGAUGAGCAAGCAGAGGGCAGCAGCUAUGACGAACAGGUGGACUUCUAUGGCUCCUCCAUGGAAGAGUUCUCCGGAGAAAAGCUGGGUGGGAAUCUAAUUGGACACAAACAGGAGGCCGCCCUUGCCGCAGGCUACAGUGAAAAUAUUGAAAUGGCGAUGGGGAUAAAAGAAGAGGCGUCCCACUUAGGAUUCUCGGCCACCGACAAGCUGUAUCCUUGUCAGUGUGGGAAAAGUUUCACGCACAAAAGUCAGCGGGAUCGACACAUGAGCAUGCACCUCGGCCUUCGCCCGUAUGGCUGUAGUGUCUGUGGUAAGAAAUUCAAAAUGAAGCACCAUCUCGUUGGCCACAUGAAAAUUCACACAGGCAUAAAGCCCUAUGAGUGCAAUAUCUGUGCAAAGAGAUUUAUGUGGAGGGACAGUUUCCACAGGCAUGUGACUUCUUGUACCAAGUCCUAUGAAGCUGCAAAGGCUGAGCAGAAUACAACUGAGGCUAACUAAAAAUAGGGUCUGGCCCUUGAGUGGCAUGCAUAAAAAUAAACUAUGGUAAUUAAUGCAAAUCUGGGCACAGAUGAUGCGUGCCACUUGCUAUUAUGAGAGAGGCUUAAAAAAAAGGAAGAUAUUUCUGAAAGACCAGCUCUAAGUAGGCCAAUUAAAAGAUUUAAUUUCUCAAAUCUGUAUGUUCUCAUCCUGGCCUAGAAUGGAUGCUGGGGCUAAGAUCACCCAGUGCCCAGGUAGUAAGACAGCCUUCCGGCCAGCAGUGGCCAGGCAGGGACUGGGUAGCAGAAUCUAACCCAUCACUCCAUCCGGUGGCAGUGGCUGGCUGUCACCAUUGCCCUGAGCUCUUGUUGCAUUUUGUUCUCUCCUGCAGGGCUUCUGGGCUUUGCUCUAGUAGCCGCAUCACUGGAUGCUGCUCCCCUCAAGGCUACAGCAAGGACUCCUGGGCUGAGCUGUGAUGUGAGCAGAGCUCUUUUUUGUCUACUUUCAUGCCUUCUAAAGGUUCUAGUUAAAGCUGUGGCAACGUUAGCUGGAGCUUCUGAGUCCAAAGCAGAGGACACUGUCACCAUGCUGCAGACUCUGGAUAAGGCACAAUUUUAUGUUUAAUUCUAAUUGGUUAAGUCUAUGGGUGCCAGAGAUAGGUGUUUGUAGUUGGUGUGUUAUCCUAAGCUUCCCUCACUUAAUGACAGGAGACGACCAUUUUGCAGUGACAUAUGACAGUGCUGGCUAGCAGUGGCCUGUGGCUCUCUGCCUUAGAUCAUGGUGCUUCCUAACAAGAGCAGGCAGCCAGGGGCCACAGCUCAUGAGACUAAGCCAGAAUGCACGGCUAAGAGUUCCCUGUGGGCAAGACAUUCCCAUACUCAGUGAGUGAGAGGCAGCAACCUAAACAGGAGGCUUGAGAAAGGAAUCUUAAAAACACUGGUGUGGAGAGAGCUGAUUUAGAGGGUGUGCCGAGCAAUGUUGUCAGCUCUCUGUGAGAGCUGGAGCGUGGCUGCAGGGGGAAAGGAGCCCGACAUCGAGCAUCAUCUACAGAUGCGUGUUCUCGGCUCACAGAGAAAGCUGCGUUUACAAGUCCCAGUAGUUUAUGUACACAGGCGUGUACACGCACAUACACCACCACCACCUUUGCAAGGACAAGACUGCCCUUGCAGUCUCUUCUGCAUGGUUAGAUGUUUUAGGAUAGAAAGAAAGCUUGUGUUCAGAAAGCUUUUGAGCAUGUGACAGUCCUUAGGCUCUUCUCUUGCUGGGUAGGGGUCUGGUGUGUUUUCCUUUGCUGGGAUAACACACUGACCAAAGCAGCUUAGGGAGGAAAAGGUUUAUGUCAGCUCACACUACCAUCUUUGAGGAAACUCUGGGCAGGAACGUGAACAUUGACAGUCUAGACUGUUGGCCAGACAUGCUCACAGGCCACUCCCUCACUUGAGACUGCUCUGAUUGCACUGUGUCAAAGCCAGCUAGACAGUAGGGCAGGGUUUUACUCCUUUAUCAUGUUUCACUUGAAAGUUUGGCUUUCUCUAACAUGACAGACAUUUCUGGCAAAAGCCUCUGAUUGUCAGGCUCUGACAUGAAGGAUGUACCUUUGACCCCUUUGUCCAGAAAGAAAAGAAAAUAUGGACUCACCAGUAAACGAUUGUGAUCAAGAUUACAAAACAGGGAUCUACUUACAAACACUGUAUUAGUCUUGGCAUAUAAAAGCACUUUGUAUUAAAACUUAUAAUACUUAUAAUAAAGUAUAGAUGUAGGGUUUGGUUUUUUUUUUUAUUUUAUUUUUUUUAACCUAGAAACUAGGUAUUACCUCCUAGUGGUUUGCUACAUUCAGAUGAUCUUCCAGUGUCUGCCAGUCAGCAGCCCUGUCCUUGUCCCCGAGAAGUGGAUAGCAAUGUAGUCGUUCACACGCCUCCUACUCCACACGAGAGGCCAGUGGGUUUAGGGGUGACCCUGAGCUGGAUGAGGGUGAAGUGGUUUUGGCUUCUUAAUAUUUCUACACUGGGGCAGUUAAGCCGUUCUAUUGUCAGAAGCAACCUUCACGUUCAUGCCUUCUGCCUGUUGAACAGAUCAUGAGCUGGCUCCCGUGAAGUCUAUUCAUUCAAGAGCUGAGAGAGACCCUUGCAGGGAAGAGUUUGGGGGUAAAAGACACCCUGGUCCUUGGGUUGUCAGUUGGAAUGUGACAGACCCUGUGAGAAGGUGGGGCGUCCAUAGUCCAGAAGGUUAAAGUGAGGCUUCUGACCUACCUUUCUGGGUAGAGAGCCUUUCUGGCAGCCUGCCCUGCUACAGUACUAGUCUCUCCCUCACCACUGCCUUAGGAAAUCCUCACCCUUCCAGAAGAGCUUGAACAGUUGUGAGCAGCACUGUCCAGCGUUUCAGGGAUUCUGUCGGUGGCCUGCCAGCCCAGUGUACGUCUCCACUCUGAGCCUUGACUGGUUUUCUCCAGUCCUCACACAGAGGGCUUCAAGGCCCACUGGAUGCAUUUCAUGAUCUGCAGGCCCAUGCCUUCAAUCUUGGAUGCACCUGUCACAGGAGCUCCUCUUGGGUUGCUGUUUGCCCUGUGCUCUCAUGAGCCCUACCUGGCCCCUGACCUCAGACUUGGUUCUCACCACCUCUGCCCACUUUCUCAGAGCCUGCCCUAAGGGUGCUCCUUCUUUGCAGGAGGAGUUUCCUGAGCUACUCCCAACCCUGGACAGGCUUUUAGCUGUAGGGAAAGUUGCAUGCUACAGUGAGUGGCAUACUCUGAGUCCCCAAGAUUGGGGCAGAGCUUUGCCUCGCCCACAGGUGUGGUUGCUCCCUAAAUUCUCAGAUACUUUGGAAAUGCUGAGGACCACAGGCCAGGCUGCCCUUGGCCUCCUAAGCUGCUUUGACUGGUAAACUAACCUUAUCCGGUGAAUCCUGGGUUGCUUUUGGUUUUGUUUUUCUUUUUGUUCUCUCUCUGCUAUUUACAUAUUUAAAGGUACUAGUUUGCAAACCUCUACUGAUAGUGCCCUGUGGGAAGAUGCUGGAACACUGUUAGCAAAUGUGACUUUUUUUCUUUUUAAAAGUUGCUUGAAGCCUGUGUCAAGUCAGUUGCUGCUGCCUCCUUUCUUUUUAUGAGGAUCCCAAUGUUUCUUCCAGAAAAUUAUUUUAUUUAUGCAAGUCAGGUGACUCUUAGGCCACAGAACCAUGGGAUGAUAAGCAGAUUGUCAAUAGGUGCAUAUCAUGGAUACUUUGUGAACCACCUGUGUUUUAGAAGUUAAAUAGUUCUUUCUAGAAUUGCUGUCUUCAGUGUACAGCGUCGUUUUAAUUGAAUGUUACUGUUUAAUAUUUUCUUCUUAUAGAAGAGACCAUGUCCUUUUGUAUGACAAGUUUUAAUAAAUGUUACCUGUCCAUUUUGUACAAA